UCCAAGGUCCCACCAGUGGGUGUUAGUGGGAUCCCAGUGUGACUUAGCAGAGAGGCGGGUGAAGAACCGAGCUGAAGUCCCGGAGGAACUUUGACUAAAAGCGCUCGCUUUCCCGGCUUUUGUCGGCUUUCUUCUCUCAGCGUGGAUACUAGAGCUAUCAAACAAUUCCUGGUGCGUAAUUACGCACGGAGUCAAAGCCGCGGCGUUGUUGGCUGAGGAAAGCCGCGGACAAAGGGAAGCAGGCUGGACGACAACUGAUUUGAGAAGAGAGGAGUUCCCGUCGGAAGAAAACUGGGGGAGUCGGAAGUGAUUCUUAGUUCUCAUUUGAAGACCCUCGGAGCAUGGGAGGAGUUGCCUUCCAGCAAUAAAAUGUACCCACUACACCGAGAGAGGGAGCAGCCCAUCUUCAGCGCCCGAGCUCAUGUUUUCCAGAUCGACCCGGCGACAAAACGCAAUUGGCUGCCGGCCAGCAAACAUGCCGUCACCGUGUCCUUUUUCUAUGACGCCAGCCGCAAUGUCUACCGCAUCAUCAGUGUGGGUGGGACUAAAGCUAUCAUCAACAGCACCAUCACCCCUAAUAUGACCUUCACCAAAACCUCCCAGAAGUUUGGCCAAUGGGCUGACAGCCGGGCCAACACCGUUUAUGGCCUCGGCUUCUCCACUGAGCAGCAGCUGCAACAGUUUGCAGAACAAUUUACGGAGGUGAAGGAGGCGGCCCGCCUUGCCAGAGAGAAAUCCCAGGAGAGGUAUGAACUGGCCAACCCCGCUCUCAACAUCGCUGCUCCACAGCUGUCUCAGGAGCUGUCGGAUGACCGUCAUUCUCCACCACUGCUGAAAGUUAAUGGGCCUGGGGAGGAAAAGCUGUUUCGCAGUAAAAGUGCAGAAGUGGAGCUGACGGUGGAGAAGGAGAGAGUCAAGAAGAUGUUGUCUGAAGGGUCCAUGUGUGAAAUCAACCUGGAGGCAGAACUCUUCACAUUGCAGGACAGUAACGCCAAGCUGGUGGCAGCGCUGCAGGAAGCCAACGGCAGUGUGGGGCAGUGGAAGCAGCAGUUGGCUGAGUACCAGGAGGAGACGGAUCGCCUUCGAGAACAGGUGUCAGAAUUGGAGGCACAGCUUGGCCAUCCUGCUGCUGCUGCUGCUCACACUGAUAAGGAGGAGCUUAGCCGCUCACUGGAGGAGCUGGAAGCCUUGCUUAGUGCCAAAGACCAGGAGAUACACAGUCUACGGAGCAAGAAAACUGAUGUGGGGGAGCUAGAGAGGGAGAGAGAAGAGGCCAUACAGAGACUCCAGGAACUUGAGAGACGAAACACCGAGCUGGAGGGUCAAAUCAAGAGCACCGAAAAGACGCUGUCCUCUAGCAGGGAAGAACAGGAGAAAGCCGAGGUGGAGACUCUGGCAAAUGCACCCGGUUUGCACUGCACUGCACUGCACUGCACUGCAGGUCAGGGAAGGGACAAAUGGAGAUAAAAAGGCCUGAUUUCAAGUCAGCCACAGUUCACCAUCAGCAGUCUGGUCUGGACUCCCAGCAGCCAGACCCACACUAACCACCCUGAUCUAUCUGUGGAACAACAACGUGCAUUGUUCACUCGCUUUGUUUCAACUGCUCUUCUCUCCAUUUUCUCUAGUAUUCAUGUUGAUCGAUGGCGUUCAUCAGCAAGAGCAAUGCGGCAAAAUUGAAGCACAAAUGCGGCGCGCUUUACUCCACUCUUCACUGUCUCGCAUCCCCAAUGCCAAUCUCAGUUUCACAUCAUUAAUUCUUGUGCAAAGUUUGCUUUUGUUUACAAAUAUCAGUAUUGCAAUGAUCUAGUUCCGCAUCAUUGGUGCGUCAACACUAUUUCCCACGCUCCUCACAAGAUUUGGGCAUAAAAGCCUUUCAGCCUCGAACACUGCAUGAUCUCUGCAGUAUGAAGUAAUGUGAAACUUUAUGAAUUGUGGAUAUGUGCACAUGUGACUGACCGAUACAACAAAUACAGCUGCAAUGGUUUACGAAAUGGGUACUUGACUGACUUGCCUCUCAGCUUUGUAAAAUUGCAUAAUUUUGUAUCUCCUCAUUUUAAUGUAAUUUGGGUACAAAUAGGUGCAGUCUAUUGUCACCGUUCACGGUGCAUUUAGCUUGCUUUACAUGCGUGAUUGAAACAAGGUUGGCAAAAUCUAAAAUUUCACCUCGUUAUAAUAUUAAUUAACCUGUUUAAUGGAUGAGGAGGUGAUUACUUGGGCUCAACUUUCACUAUCUCAAAUGGUCAGAAUAAUCACUUGUAACAUCUCGUGGCCGUCUGCCUCAUGAACAAGAUCCACGAUGAUUUUAGCCUGGUCAGCUACAGCCGACCUCAGUUGUCACUUGCAAGCCUUCUUGAAUAUUAGCAAUAAUGUUUCUGGUGUUUGAUACUAGUUUUUCGUUAUUUUGGGGUAAACUAAAUCUUUAUCCUAGCAAUGCAUGUUUUUGGCAUAAUUACAAAAUGUCUAUUGCAGCAUUUUUUCACGAUUAAAAACAAACCAAAAAAACCCAGAAUGGCUUCUCCUCCUGAGUACCAUACAUUGUAGAACACUUUAGAGCACAAAAAGCCUUUCUGGCUUUACUACUUAAAACAGGUGUCCUACUACUUCAAUGCAGUUUGUCCUACAUUUGACCCUCAUCUCAGAAUUAUAUAAAAAGCA
This is a messenger RNA of Hippocampus zosterae (dwarf seahorse), 2655 nucleotides long. It is a transcript of the gene homer3b, whose product is annotated as homer scaffold protein 3b. The coding region runs from base 370 to 1467 and encodes 365 amino acids. Gene Ontology annotation, cellular component: plasma membrane; dendrite; cytoplasm. NCBI's taxonomy places the organism in Eukaryota, Metazoa, Chordata, Actinopteri, Syngnathiformes, Syngnathidae. The record is from RefSeq and is a predicted model, not a curated record. The transcript has 12 exons. Gene Ontology annotation, biological process: G protein-coupled glutamate receptor signaling pathway; regulation of store-operated calcium entry. Gene Ontology annotation, molecular function: G protein-coupled glutamate receptor binding.